This is a messenger RNA of Chilo suppressalis (striped riceborer), 711 nucleotides long. The record is from the annotation of a GenBank genome assembly. NCBI's taxonomy places the organism in Eukaryota, Metazoa, Arthropoda, Insecta, Lepidoptera, Crambidae.
AUGGGCGACGGCCAGCAGAGUGAAAAUCAGCCUUUGCUGAGGGAUGAAGAGGUGAAUGUUAGCACGAUAUCUCCAAUCGGACCUGAUGAGUUACCACCUCCGUACGUGCAAGUAGGGUGGCCCAUGGUAACAUGUCGAGUAUGCCACGAAAUGAUAGACAUCUCUGGAAAAAGAGAACAACAUGUUGUGAAAUGUCCUGCAUGUAAUGAAGCUACGCCAAUUAGGAAUGCCCCACCAGGAAAGAAGUAUGUGCGUUGCCCAUGCAAUUGCCUUUUGAUCUGCAAGUCAUCGUCUCAGCGCAUCGCAUGCCCACGGGCCAACUGCAAGCGUAUUAUCAACCUUGCUCCAUCACCGGUUACACCACCUGUGCCAACACUGCCUGGCAUGUGCAGAGUUGUCUGUGCACAUUGUCAGGACACUUUUCUUUACCAAAUGUUGAAGAAUGCGCCGGUGCGUUGCCCGCAUUGUCGUAAAGUAUCAUCAGUGGGGCAGCGCAUGGCCCGCGUCCGUGGUAUCGUGUUCGCGGUACUCGCGCUAAUAUUCUUCGCGAUCGCGUUGGGAGUGACUCUCGGUACUCUGUCGGCGGCAAAGAGUCACGGUGCUGGUAUAUACGUAGCGUAUGUUGGAGCUUUUCUGGUCGCUUUCUUGCUUGCGAGCCGAGCCGUUUUCUACUUCGCUAUGAAAGUGAGCUAUAUCGAAGGCCCCAUGUAA